AUGGCGGUGCCGACCCCGCCACCGCGCCUGACGGCACUUCCGGCUGGCCCCACGUACCAUAGAGAAGCGGUGUGCGGAGCGCCGCGGCGGCCGGGCCUCUCUGUCUGCCUCUCGCUGGUGUCUCCUCAGGGGCUGGCGGGCGGCGGGAGCCAUUUGGUGUCGGAUCCCGGGAGAGGCGGAGCGGGACCGGGGGAACCGGGGGGACCGAGGUGUGAAAACUCAAGAGUGGAUCCCUCUGCCACACCCAAGUUCUGCUUCCAGACCCAGCCCAUCCCCAGAGCCCUGGCAGAAGGUGUUCUGUGUCCUGCCACGUCACCCCCUGUGUCACCAGAGCCUCCAAGAUGUGCAGCAGCUUCAGCCUGGAGUCAAGGACACACUCCUAAGUGCAAGAAAAAUGGGAAAAGUUGUUAUUCCUGGGAGGAUCUGCCCGGACUGCUCUCCCUGAGGGACCAAACCUCAGGAUCCUGCUCACCAAGUGCCUCAUCCAGGCUCAUCCCCCUCCUUCUGGCACAGGGGGAAAACUCCAGAGCUGCCCUCCAGUCCCUGAAGGAACCUCCAGGAAGGCUUCAGAGGGAUUUUGCAUCAGUGUCCUGUGAUGGGAGAAGGGGAAAUGGAUGGAAACUGCAGGAGAAGAAGCUCAGCCUGGAUCUGAGGAAGAAGUUCUACAGUAGGAGGAUGAGCCUCAGGCACUGAUUGCCCAGAGAAGCUGUGGCUGCCCCCUCCCUGGGGGUGUUCAGGGCCAGUUUGGAUGGGA
Calypte anna (Anna's hummingbird) is the source of this 754-nucleotide messenger RNA. RefSeq lists its product as uncharacterized. NCBI's taxonomy places the organism in Eukaryota, Metazoa, Chordata, Aves, Apodiformes, Trochilidae. The record is from RefSeq and is a predicted model, not a curated record. Bases 1 to 693 code for a protein of 230 amino acids. The transcript has 5 exons.